AUGGUGCGCAGGAGGAGAGUUCCGGCGGAUCGUGGACAAGCUGAGGUGGCAGAUUCUGGCCGGAAGGGAGGGCGGGUGAAAAUCGGAGGGAGGAGGCGCGGGGACGAGGGGCCCGGCGGGGACUGGUCUUGUGUCCUCGUGUUCCUUACGUACAUUGCCAUCUCGGUGGCCAUGGCCAGUUGGUGGAUAUGGUCAACUGCCACGCCACUUGGGCUGUCUGCCCCAAGGGAUGUUUUCUCGGAGGCCAGGGCACUCACCCAUGUUGACGUCCUCAGCAGACGAAUCGGCCACCGCCAGGUUUCCAGCCCUGGAAACCGUGCUGCAACAAGGUAUUUGAGGGAACAGGUAGAGCACUUGGCAAUCAUUGCAAACAGGAGAGGUGAUAUGGAGGCGGAGAUUGCAAUGGAAAUGGUCAGUGGUGCGGUGAAGGACCACAUCUUCAAUGCUGAAGCAGUGAAUGCCUACCGCUUCAUCCCCAUAGUCAUGUUGUAUCUGUCUCCAAUUGGAAAGUCAUCAAAGCCAGCCCUCCUGGUGAAUGCACACUAUGACAGCACGUUUGGAUCCACAGGUGCAUCUGAUUGUGCUUCCUGUGUGGGCAUUGGCCUUGAGGUUGCACGCUCAAUCAUAGAGCGCAAAGCCCCAAUCCAGGCACCCUUGUUGUUCAUGUUCAAUGGUGGAGAGGAGACCAUAAUGCAGGCAGCGCAUGGAUUUGUGACAAGCAGCCCAUGGCGGCACCGUGUUGGAGCCUUCAUCAAUCUGGAGUCCACUGGCUCUGGUGGCCUGCCUAUUCUGUUCCGUUACUCGGGAAUAUGGGCAUUGAAGGCCUAUGCCAAAGGGGCGAAGCACCCAAGAGGGACUGUCGUUGGACAGGACUUCUUCAAUCUAAAUGUCAUCCCAGCAGACACUGACUUCCGUAUGCUGUCCAUGGAUCACCAUGGGCUGUAUCCUGGGGUUGACAUUGCAACAGUGUUGGAUGCUGCUCCAUACCACACUGACAGGGACACAUUUGAAAGGAUACGGAGGGGAACAAUUCAGGAAUAUGGCGACUCUGUAUUUGGUGUAAUUCAGGAGUUUUCCAAAGAGAUGGCAGGCAGCAUGCCUGACCUGUCUCCAUCUGACAGUGAAGCAGUGGUGUUCUUUGAUGUUUUCCACUCCUUCAUGAUCACAUACCACAUGAGCACAGCCGUUUGGCUGCACCUCAUGCCACAAGCUGCUCUGGUUCUGAUUCUCAUUGCUAGGGCUGCCAUAGGCGGAAUGUCAUGCUGGAAAGUUGUGCAGAAUCUUGUUGGUGGAAUUGCAUGCGCAGCACUCUCACUUCUACUGAGCAUGGCUGUACCGGGGCUGGUGGGAGUUCUAAGGGUGUUGGCAACAGGGAAGCCCAUGAUUUGGUUUGCACAUCACAUCCAUGCUGUUGGGAUUUUUGUUCCGGCAGCAAUGGCAGCUGCUGUUGCACCUUGGGCUGCCUUCCCAGUCUGUGGCUCUGGAGCUUUAUAUCAUGUUGUGGGCAUCAGCAUGGUGAUAUCUCUCUGCAGUUUGUACUUGACGAAUCUUGGAUUGGGCUCCUCCACUAUGCUUGCACAAGGAGCAAUUUCAGGGGGGCUGAUGGCACUUGUGUUCCCAAAGAUAGCAGGGAAAAAGAUUUGGAGACUGAUUCCAGUGCUGUUCAGCUCUUGGUGGUGGGUGACAUCAAACUUGGCAUUUGGUGGAGUAAUUGUGGAGCACGUCAUGGAGAAGCUGAGCAUUGUUGGAGCAAUUCAUCCUGUUUAUGGGAUUUUCAUUCCAGACAUGGUCAUUGGGGCUCUGAUUGGAGCCAUUGUAUGGUUGUGCUGUUUGUUUCUUCUCCCAGUGGUGGCAGCAGUCACCUCAAGGCGACAGCAAUGGAGUGGUAUUGUGGCAUUGCUCCUUUUCUCUGCACUUUGUGCUUUUUCAUCAAGUGCUUCAUUGCCAUAUUCUUCACACCGUCCAAAGCGGAUUUUCAUGUCUCACAUUGAAAUGCAGAAGGUACCCAAUGGUGAUGAAUAUGAGCCAUAUUUCUUGAUGGUGACUUUGGAUCCCAUUUCGAUUGAAUCUGUCAUUGAAGAUUCUCCAGAUUUGAACUUAAACGUGUCAGGAGCCGUGCCUGCUGUACACUCUGACUCCACAGCCUUCUUUCCUUUCAACCUCAUCUCCAAAGGUCUCAAAUGGCAUGCGCCGCCCCUUCCAGCAAAAGAGGUUCCUUGGGGCCAGCACCACCCCAAGAUUGUGCAGACUGGGAAUGUUGUCAGGGCCAACAACGAAACGCGGCUCAUGUCUUUGGAGAUUCAUUGGGCCGCUCCUGGAUGGGGCGCCCUCAACAUCACGGGACCCAUCUUGUCGUGGUCUUUCACAGAAGAGCUGAGCAGUGUGCCACGGGGAGAUAAUGGCAGGGACCAUGUGGUUCGCAUUGCGCAGGAUGAAGAUGGUGAGGUGUGGCCAUUCUGGCUCGAAGCGGAAGAUGGUGCAGAAGUAAAAAUUGAAAUUGGCAUAUUGUAUCACCAGACGACAACGUUUGCACAGGAAGUGACCAAUGCUCUUCCCGAUUGGACCUCGGUGGGAAUGGGCGUUAUGUGCUCGUCGGAAUGGACUUUCUGA
Molecule: messenger RNA, 2610 nt
Organism: Ostreobium quekettii
Lineage: Eukaryota; Viridiplantae; Chlorophyta; Ulvophyceae; Bryopsidales; Ostreobiaceae
Source: the annotation of a GenBank genome assembly